Mycetomoellerius zeteki is the source of this 1254-nucleotide messenger RNA. RefSeq names its product farnesol dehydrogenase. The transcript has 4 exons. Lineage: Eukaryota; Metazoa; Arthropoda; Insecta; Hymenoptera; Formicidae. The record is from RefSeq and is a predicted model, not a curated record. The coding region runs from base 353 to 1099 and encodes 248 amino acids.
UGAUAUUUUGUUUCCAUGAUAAUUAACAUUCGCGAGCGUAUCUCAAGUUUUAAUGACAAUACGUCUUAUCUGCAAACGAACACGGCGUUAUACAUAUAUUUCAGAUGGAGGUAUCCUUCUGCCACGCGUCAAAAACAAGCGGUAAUAUCGCAAAUACGCAAUACCCGUGCAGAAAUGCAUCAUUCAGAAAGCAAUGAAUUAUCUAGACGUAGAUUAUACACGACCCUCUAAUCGAGGUCCAGAUUUUCAGCAUGGUAUAAAUAGGUGUCAGGGAUGUGGAUCGGCAGAAGCUUCUCGUGGCAGUGAGCAGCAAUCUUCUUUCAUUCUUUUGAAUUAACGCAAAACUUUCAGUAUGAGUACUUUAACGAAUAAGAUCGCCCUUGUCACCGGUGCCUGCUCCGGAAUUGGUAAAGCAGUCACCGAGGAAUUGGUGUCGAAGGGACUUAAAGUUAUCGGCCUCUCCAGUGAUAUAAACAAGCUGAAGCUUUUCGUGGACGAGCUGAAGGGCAAACCCGGCAAAUUUUAUCCUCUUCAAUGCGACUUGAGUCUCCCGAAUGAGAUCGAAAGUGCAUCAGAGUGGAUAGAGAAGAACCUGGGUAGUGUGGACAUCUUAGUAAAUAGCGCUAGCAUUAGCUUAGAUUGGUCCAGCAUCAACGGUGGUAUACAGGAACUUAAGAAGACUAUUGAUAUCAACUUACUUGGCUUAUCGCUUCUCACCAAGAAGAUUCUGCAAUUGAUGAAAAACAAGGAAAUCGACAACGGCUGGAUCAUUAAUGUCAAUGACGUAUGUGGAUUGAAAUGGUUGCCUCUUGCCUCCGACCGGCCUCUUUCCCCGGCAUAUGCUGCAAGCAAGUCCGCGUUGACCGCACUGAGUGAAUGUCUUCGUCUGGAGUUGGCCCAAAACGAGUCCAACAUCAAAGUGACCAAUAUCUGUCCGGGCUUAGUGGAGACCGAGCUCAACCAGCAAUGGUUAAAGGAAAAUUCACGAUUGGCCCUGAAAUCAAAAGACGUGGCGGACGCUAUUCUCUACUCGUUGCAGACUCCGGAGAACGUGCUUAUCAAGGAUCUUAUUAUUACACCCAUUCGGGAAAUUAAUUGAGACCGGACGAAAUCAUUUAUGACGAACAUUGUAGUAUUUAGAGCACGUGUCGUGUGGCAAAUCAAAUAAAGCGUUAACAAUUUUCAAAUAUGACGUACAUGAAUUCGUCGUAUUAAUCCUAUAACCCUCAGGCUGAUUUUAUACGGUUUUAUUUU